Messenger RNA from Seminavis robusta, 1200 nucleotides. Lineage: Eukaryota; Bacillariophyta; Bacillariophyceae; Naviculales; Naviculaceae. The record is from the annotation of a GenBank genome assembly.
UAAAAAAGAUACCAUUGCUCCAUUCAUUCCAUUUACCUAGACUAUCUAGCUAGUCUAUCUCUAUCUCUUGUAUCUAUUUUCAACAGACAGUAACAGUACUAGUAUCAGUAUGCCCCCUUAUUCCAGUUCGUGUCUGGUGUUGUUGUUGGCUGUCAGCAGCCUUGUGUCUCCGUCGAGUGGUCUGAUUGCCAGCGAGCCAGUGUCCGCUUUGUUGAAGACUCAUGCCGACGGGAUCUCCAAGCUCAAGUCCAUUUGUGCGGAGCAGUUGGGUCCUGCCGCUUUGGAAUCAGAGCCGUACUCCAAUGACGUCUUUUUCUUGCGUUAUUGCUUGUCAUCACCAGAGGAAUCCGAACAAACUGAUCGCUUACAAACCAAUCUAGCUUGGAGAUCGUCUUCUGCCGGUCAAUCCAUUUGUCAAGCUGCCACUACCGCCUUGGCACAAGCUACCCAACAAGGUGGAUGGGAUAACGCGCCCGUAAUCAACGCGGCUCCUCAUUCCGACUUGAUUACCAAGUAUAUCACUCCUUCCAAUGUCGUUACUACCACAUCCAAUCAACAAGAUCUCGUUUAUUGCAUUCGGGCCGGACAAAUUGAUGACGUGGCGCUCAUGGAUGCAGUCUCCAUCCCACAAAUGGUCGAUUUUUUUCUGUACGCCAAAGAAAUCAAUGCGCAAGUCGCCAAUCAACGAUCUCUCCAGUCGGACAAGCUCGUCUGUGUCGUCACGGCCAAUGAUUUGGCCGGAGUCAAACUCGUGGGGGGAUCGGCCGAUUUCCGAAAGGCACUCGGAGAAUCUAGCAAACAGGCCAAUGACCUCUAUCCAGCCACCAAUGGUCCCACCCUACUACUCAAUCUACCCAAAUUGUUGUCGGCUCUUGUCAAGCUAUUCACGCCACUCUUUUCACCAGAAGUCAAGGCCCGUCUGAAAUUCGAACAAGGACCGUUGAAAGACGUCGACGAUCUACAGCAAGUGGCAUCCACUGCUUCGGGGGCUGCACGAUCCACAUUCGUAAAACAGCUCGAUGAUAUUGUUUACAGUGGCUGAUUUGAUGUCAUGAGUGAUUGAUGAUGAAGAAUCGAAACAAACCUCACGUGGAUGCAUGGUGAGAAACCCUUCUGGUGCCAACUGCUAUAGCUAGCCGAAACUACUUAAUCUUAAUGCUUCUUACCCUUCCAUGCCCUCCCAUACUCAUCGGUGUCCUA